Molecule: messenger RNA, 1124 nt
Organism: Lactuca saligna
Lineage: Eukaryota; Viridiplantae; Streptophyta; Magnoliopsida; Asterales; Asteraceae
Source: the annotation of a GenBank genome assembly
AAGAUAUAAUGUAAUUUUAAUUCUUAUAAAUUACACAUUAUCAAAUAUUAUCACUGAUUCACGGACUCUCAUUUCUCUUUGAUUUCAUGUCGAUGGAGGACACCGCUAAACCUCCACCACAGUCGUCACUCUCCUUACCAUGGAGAACACGCAUUGCUGUCUCCGUUCUCUCCACCGUCACCGACGCAGCUUGCCGGAAAAACGGCACUGUCAACCGUCGUCUUCUUAGCUUCGUCGACUUCCGGAAUCCGCCAACGGCAAAAUCAAUCAACGGCGUAGCGUCACACGACGUAGUUGUAGACGAGGCUCGUAACCUCUGGUUCCGAGUCUACGUACCUACACAGCACGCCGGUGAAGAUCUCCCGGUGAUCGUGUUCUUUCACGGAGGCGGAUUCGUCUUCCUAGCCCCCGAUGUCCUGGUAUACGAUGCCGUUUGCCGUCGGUUCGCGAGAAAAGUGCCGGCAGUCGUUGUUUCUGUGAACUAUCGCCUUGCGCCUGAGCAUCGGUUUCCGGCGCAACACGAUGAUUGUUUCGAUGUGCUUAAGUUUCUGGAUGAUGAAGAGAAUAGGUCAAAAUCGUUGCCGGAAAAUGCGAAUCUGUUGCGUUGCUUUCUCGCUGGAGAUAGCGCCGGUGGAAACCUAUCUCAUCAUGUUGCUCAAAGAGCCUGUGAAUUCAACUUCCAGCGACUCAAGGUAAUCGGAGUAGUAUCAAUUCAACCGUUCUUCGGCGGAGAAGAGCGGACGGAUUCCGAGAUCCGCCUUGAGGGAACACCAAUAGUCUCAAUAAAACGAACAGACUGGAUAUGGAAUGCAUUUCUACCACAAGGGGAAGGGUUCAACCGGGACCACCCAAUCAUCAACGUUAGCGGUCCAAACGCGGUGGAGAUAUCAAAACUAGACUUUCCGGCGACGAUGGUGGUGGUGGCGGGGUUCGACGCGUUACAUGACUGGCAAAAAAGGUACUAUGAGUGGCUGAAAAAGUCAGGGAAAGAAGUGUAUUUGUUUGAGUAUCCAAACAUGUGCCAUGCUUUCUAUAUCUUCCCGGAAUUGCCUGAAUCUGGACAACUUAUUGGGCAGGUGAAAGACUUCAUUCACAAGGUGGACACCUUAACAUUUUAUUGGUGA